CUUCACUCAACUUUUCCCCCUUCCUUAUUCUCUCUUUUUUUCACAGGGGUAUCUUCUGAAAUUAAUUAUAUCGUGACUCGGGUCAUGUCCCCAUAGCCCACUGUCCUGUCACUCCCUCUUAUCAGCAGCACCUUACCUGAAAAUCACAUUGCAACAGGAACAAAACUAUAUCCACUCCAACAAAACCUCUAUAUAAACCACCACACGGACCAAUCGCUCAACCCACACCACCGAAUUCAGCACCCCAAGAACAAGUACAAAAGAAAAUGGACGCACAAGCCUACCUAAUCCGCCACGGCUGGUCAGGCCCCGGCAACCCACUUAACCCCAAUCGCCGCCCAGGCACACACGCUGGCCUCGGCCUCACGAAACCGAUUCUCGUCUCGCGACGCAAAGGCAAUCUCGGCGUCGGGCAGACGACAACCAAAGACCCGACGAACCAGUGGUGGUUGCGCGGAUUCGAGGAUGCGCUGAAGGGCGUUGGGGAUGAGAAUAAUGCUGGGGCGGAGAAGAAGCCGAAUGCGUUGACAAGUGAGCUUUAUCGGUAUUUUGUGAGGGGGGAGGUUGUUCCGGGGACGCUUGGGUCGAAGGAUGAGGAGAAGAAGAAGGGCUCCGAGUCCAAGGCGGAGUCUAAGAAGAGGAAGAAGGAUGAUGUGGAUGGGGAGGAGGAUCGGGAGGCGAAGAAGUUGAGGAAGGAGGAGCGCAAGAGGAAGAAGGUUGAGGAGGGGGAGGAUUCUACUGUGUCGCGCAGUGAUCGGGAUUCUAAGGAUCGGAAGGAGAGCAAGGAGGAGAGGCGCCAACGGAAGGAAGAGAAGAGGAGGAAGAAGGAGGCAAAGGAAUUGAAGAAGAAGCUGAAAAAGGCUAAGAAGGCGGAGGAGAGCACUACUGAUGAGAAUGAAAAAGCCACACGCAAGAGCAAGAAGGCGAAGGAAGAACAUAACCCGGAAGAGGACUAUCCUACUCCGAUAUCGAUCGAGAACGACCAGACAGAGUCUAGUGGACGCGAAGACUCCUCUGAAAAAGCGAAGAAGAAGAAAGAGAAAAAGGAAAAGAAGGAGAAAGAGAAGGACAAGGAAAGCAAAAAGAGGAAGAAGAGCGAGGAAUCAACACUUGAAGAUGGCUCGAAGUCAAAAUCGAAGAAGUCGAAGGAUGCCAAAAAGUCGAAAAAGGAGUGAGCUGACUAGAGGUAGAUUUAUUUUUUUUAGGAUAUCAUAUUUUUGCUCACAGCCGUACAUAGAUAGAUACCCAUUUGCUACAGCUACUGCGGUCUUUAUGAAGAUUAUAUUAUAUAUCGUGUCACGUCUGA
Messenger RNA from Aspergillus pseudonomiae, 1306 nucleotides. RefSeq lists its product as uncharacterized. The record is from RefSeq and is a predicted model, not a curated record. NCBI's taxonomy places the organism in Eukaryota, Fungi, Ascomycota, Eurotiomycetes, Eurotiales, Aspergillaceae. The transcript has a single exon. Bases 267 to 1175 code for a protein of 302 amino acids.